Echinostoma caproni is the source of this 516-nucleotide messenger RNA. NCBI's taxonomy places the organism in Eukaryota, Metazoa, Platyhelminthes, Trematoda, Plagiorchiida, Echinostomatidae. The record is from the annotation of a GenBank genome assembly.
AUGUCAGAAUUUUCCAGUCCUGCGAAAGAAUUUGCCCGGCUUUUUGGUCCGUUCGCAGAAGUUUGGGGCAAAGCUGGAGACCGUGUCACCGUACUAAAGGAUCCCACCGCUCAUGGCUCCGGAAAAAUUCGUACCUACAGAAGAUUUCGACGUUUGGGAAUCACAGGUACGACGUUAUGUUCGCAAGCUGCCGUUAACAUCUCGGGCAGAUGCGGUGAUCAAUUUGUCAUCGAGGGAACCUACAAGUUAGUCAUGUACUUCGAUCUCCCGGACGAUGUGGAUACCCUUGUGGUAACCCUGAGGCGACAACUAGCUGGACCAAAAACAGCAUUAGAAUACCAGGAGGAGUUUUAUAUGCGACAGCAGCGACCUGAGGAAAGCCUGAUGGACUACAUGGGGUCCGUACGGCGCCUUGCCCGAUUGGCAUAUUCCACGUAUGCAGUCGAGGAACGUAAUGCACACGUUCUGGAUCGAUUUCUUGCUGGGCUCCGAGAACCCAGAGCCAAAGAUGAGUAA